Molecule: messenger RNA, 1634 nt
Organism: Prorocentrum cordatum
Lineage: Eukaryota; Dinophyceae; Prorocentrales; Prorocentraceae
Source: the annotation of a GenBank genome assembly
AGCCAUUUGUGGCCCCCGCUCGCCCGAGCUGGGCCCUGUCUGGCCGCGCGCAGCCGUCCUCCUCUUCCCAUCGAGGAGGAGGAGGGGGAGAGGAGGCGGGGGAGGGGGAGGAUCCCUCCUUCCCCCGGACUUCUCGCGCCCUCGACCUCCACCGGCCGCCCGACUAGAAAGCGCUGCGCCGCUACUCUCGCGACAUGGUCGCCGCCGGCGCGCGCCACACGGUGCUGCUCCGCAGCGACGGCACGGCCGUGGCCUGCGGCCGCAGCGACGAGGGGCAGUGCGUCCUCCCGGGGCUGGCCGCGGGCCGUGCCUACACCCAGGCCUCCGCGGGGGAGUUCCACACCGUCCUGCUCCGGAGCGACGGCGCGGCGGUGGCGUGCGGCCUCAACGGCGCCGGGCAGUGCGACCUCCCCGCGGCGGGCGCGGGCGCGACGUACGCGUGGGUCGCCGCGGGAGCCCGCCACACGGUCCUCCUCGGCUGCGACGGCGCGGCCCUGGCCCGCGGCAGCAACCACGCGGGGCAGUGCAACAUCCCGGCGCUGGCCGCGGGCCUUACCUACACCCAGGCCGCCGCGGGGCAGGACCACACCGUCCUGCUCCGCAGCGACGGCAGGGCCGUGGCCUGCGGCCUCCACGGCGAGGGGCAGUGCGACCUGCCGCCGCUCGGCGCCGAGCUGGCCUACGCGGGCGUGGCCGCGGGGGCUCGCCACACGGUGCUGCUGAGAAGCGACGGCACGGCGGUGGUCUGUGGCCGCAAUCGCGAGGGCCAACGUGACCUUCCAGCGCUGCCAGCAGGGCAGACGUACGUGAGGGUCGCCGCGGGGGCCUUCCACACCGUCUUGCUCAGGAGCGACGGUGUGGCAGUGGCGUGCGGCCGCAACGAAGAAGGGCAGUGCGAUCUUCCCGACCUGGCUCGGGGGCUGGAGUACACGCGGGUUGCUGCAGGAGCCUUUCACACGGUCCUGCUCAGAAGCGACGGCAAUGUGGCAGCCUGCGGGCGGAAUGGCGAGGGGCAGUGCGACAUUCCCGCGUUGGCCGUGGGGCUGACGUACGCUGCGCACAGUUUGCCGACGCUGGUUCUGCAGGCGCUCUUUCAUUGCGAUUCGCUGCAUUUGAUGACCUUGUUUGGAGAUGAGUUCUGCCGAAUCAGUGCAGCACCCAACGAUUGCCUUUCGAAUCUAUACAACCAGGUGAUGUCCCACCAUCUGAUUGGAGAGUUAGGGGUGCGAUUCUCAAAAGUCGAGGUCGUCCUGCCUGGAGGCGAACUGUUGAGCAAUGUUUCGGCCGACGAGACCGCGUCGACAAUCAUUGCGGCAGCUGGGGGCCACUCCGCAGAUCCAGACAAGAGGCUGGCGUCGCGAAGCUGUAAAACCGAGGCUGAACAUGAUGAGCGACGCUCCCGCCCCCCCCCCCUCCGAAAAAAACAAGCGGCACAUACAAAUACAAGCGGAGUUUGUGGAAAGCACGUGGACCGUCAUCCAAAACACGGGUUACGAUGUGUUGUUGUUUUCUCUCGUUCUCUCUCUCUCUCUCUCUCUCUCUUUUUCUCUCCCUCUCUCUCUCCCACAAGACCCACCAGCGGUCUUUUUUUGGUGAAGUCGCCAUUGGCUAGUCGCGUCACCGUCUUGUGGUAA